AGCCUUUUCUUUAUUAUUACGGUUAUUGCGAUAGCAAUUAUAUGGGCACUCCUAACUAAUUCUCGCCGUCGGCAUUGCCAUGAGGUUUUGCAUGUAUUUGUUUCUUAACCUCUUCAAUCACGAUUCUUGGCUUAUCCCUUGUAGUGGGUUGCGGCAUCUUACUGACGACCAACCAAUCGAACGCGCUGGAAUCGGGAGGGGCUAAUCUCGGCUGCGGCAGCUUCGCUGUCGCCGACACAGCGUAUUCUCGUAUUCUGUACCUGCUUACGUCUUUGGGCUCGCGAGUCGGCGGCGUCCCGGAUCGUCCCACCAUGCGUCCCGACCCGUUCAUGGACUUGGUUACGCUGGUCGCCAUCAUGGUGGGGGUGAUCGUGCUGUUCGUGCUGCUCUGGCUGCUGGCGCGCAAGUACAGCGUCGCCCCGGUCGCGGAGCCGCCCAGGGGCGACGAGACGCUGGCCGACGGCGCCUCGUCGCACAGGCGCGCCAGCAAGGCGUCGCAGCAGCGCCUGCCCGUCGGAGCGGGUGCGGACGCACCGAGGGGCGCGUCUUCGGCUCCCGAACGAGGCCUCCCCGACGCCGCGCAGAAGCCGCCCAUUGCCACAGGGCGCACGGCCCCGCUGGCGCCCAGUUCGGGACCAGAUGCGGUCGCCGCUUCGGUCCCUAAGCAAGCUGGGAACGCUGCAGCGGGAGAAAGGAGGCCCGAGAGUUCAGCGCCAGACAGCCUAGACCACAGCGUCGUUCAGAACAAGCCGAAGGCGUCGUCGGGAUGGGUCUUCACCGUCACAGGGGACAAUGUUCCUGAUCAGCCUUCGAGAACGAGGAGCGUGGAGGACGCAAAUGCUGCAGCUACUGGCACAGGGAAGCAUUCGUCGUACGAAGAGGAACCGGAUACAGCCGGCAUCGGGGGGACGUCUGGAAGCCAGGCGGCGGACCAGACGGCGCGCGAGGAGAGCAGCGGCAUGGCGUCGGCGGAGCUGACGGCGACCAAGGAACACCGGCGUCGCAGGAAGAAGUCCAAGAAGCAGCAGCGCGAGGGCAGCGGCGCAGGCAGCGGCGUAGCCAGCGCAAGCGCCGGGAGCCCGCCCGAGGUCGGUGCCGACGCCGACACCACGACCACCACCAGACGGAAGCACAAGUCCCGGCGUCGAAAGGACUCCAAGCCUUUUACCUCGGCGGCCGAUGGCAUCCUAAGCAGCGGGUUGUCAACCCCGCAAGAGCGCUCGCAACCGAGCACACUCGUUCCGAAGUCGCCGAUGGGCACCCGUCGUUCCUCGACCAAGUCCAAGACGUCGCGCAAGUCCGGCAUGAACGAGGACGCCAAGUCGGACGCCGCGGCGUACCCACCGGCGGGCUGGACCAUCGGCCAGGCUCCCGCCGACGACCUCGUCGUCGCCGCCGCAAAACCCCCGGCGACCGCUGAAACCGCCGACGCCCACAUGGCCGACGCCCAGAUCGCCGACGACGACUUCUUCCUGCCCGAACUGCCGGACCUGGGCGGUAAGGAGUUGGAACCGUCGGGCCCAUGCACCCCAAACCGGACGUCUACUCUCGGGUCGUCGUCGAGCCGCCCGCGGGCACCGCGCUGAUGCCCACCGUCGAGGGCCCCCUCGGGGGAGCGCACGCCGAACGCGGUGGCCUCCACCCCGAGCGACGUGGCGGCGCUGAGCGGCGUCCCCCAGGCGCCCACUCCGAUGAAGCAGAACUUGGGCGUCUUCUCCCGCGAGCGGUCGCCCUACGUGCCGGCCACGCCGCACAAGCCUCCGUCUCCGCCGCUGGAGCCGCCGCAAGACGCGCGCUGACUCGUUCGAUAUAAGCGACGCGAAGACGAAAAGUCGGCGAGGACGGGAUGGCAGAGCGUGCCUACCGUGACGAAGCAGGAUGCGGGUGGGCACGCGUAGACGCUCCGGACUAUCGCCACGGCCAUGACUGACUUUGCGUGUACCGCGAAAACAAAAAUAAUUGCGGCUUCUUUUUUUUUUCUGAUAAGCACGAUAAGAAAUGAAGUGGCUUACCGGUUCGUGUA
Messenger RNA from Dermacentor albipictus, 2023 nucleotides. The record is from RefSeq and is a predicted model, not a curated record. Lineage: Eukaryota; Metazoa; Arthropoda; Arachnida; Ixodida; Ixodidae.